Molecule: messenger RNA, 2869 nt
Organism: Eublepharis macularius
Lineage: Eukaryota; Metazoa; Chordata; Lepidosauria; Squamata; Eublepharidae
Gene: TMEM184C
Product: transmembrane protein 184C
Exons: 10
Coding region: 202-1509 (435 amino acids)
Biological process (GO): transport
Molecular function (GO): transporter activity
Source: RefSeq, a predicted model, not a curated record
GGAGGCCGGCAGAUGGGCGGGGCGGCUGGCCGUGCGGGCGGCAACCGUCGCCGCGGCCAGGAGGAGGAAAAGGACCAUGGCGAUGUUUUCCCCUCCGCAGAGCGGCGGUGGGACCGAGCCGGUGGUGGGCCCGUGACCCGGCGGCGGCGCGCCCCGUGGGAGCCCAGGCGGCGCUGAGGGCCUUGCUACGAGAGCAGCGCCAUGCCGUGCACCUGCGGGAAUUGGCGGCGCUGGAUCCGGCCGCUGGUGGCCACCAUCUACGUGGUGGGACUGCUGGUGGCUCUGCCGCUCUGCUUGUGGGAGCUGCAGAAGCUGGAGGUUGGAAUCCAAACCAAGGCAUGGUUUAUUGCUGGAAUCUUUUUAUUGAUGACAAUUCCCAUAUCUCUUUGGGGAAUAUUGCAACAUUUGGUUCAUUAUACUCAACCUGAAUUACAAAAACCAAUAAUAAGGAUUCUAUGGAUGGUGCCAAUUUACAGUCUAGAUAGUUGGAUAGCAUUGAAAUAUCCAAAAAUUGCAAUUUAUGUGGAUACUUGUAGAGAAUGCUAUGAAGCCUAUGUCAUCUAUAACUUCAUGGUAUUUCUUUCAAAUUACCUGACAAAUCGAUAUCCAAAUCUGGUAUUGAUCAUAGAAGCGAAAGAUCAGCAAAAGCAUUUACCACCACUAUGCUGCUGUCCACCUUGGGCUAUGGGAGAGGCGUUAUUGUUCAGGUGCAAGCUGGGUGUUUUGCAGUAUACUGUUGUCAGACCAUUCACCACUAUUGUUGCUUUAAUCUGUGAACUGGUUGGCAUAUACGAUGAAGGGAACUUUAGCUUCAAAAAUGCUUGGACGUACUUAGUCAUAUUCAACAAUAUGUCUCAACUUUUUGCCAUGUACUGCCUUGUAUUAUUUUAUAAAGUACUGCGGGAAGAACUAAACCCGAUCAAACCUGUGGGCAAAUUUCUGUGUGUCAAGAUGGUGGUUUUUGUUUCUUUUUGGCAAGCUGCACUUAUUGCAUUGUUGGUGAAAGUUGGUGUUAUCUCUGAGCAUAACACGUGGGAAUGGAACAGUGUAGAAGAAGUGGCAACUGGCUUACAAGAUUUUAUCAUCUGUGUGGAGAUGUUCUUUGCUGCAAUUGCUCAUCACUACAGUUUUUCCUACAAGCCUUAUGUGCAAGAAGCUGAAGAAGGCUCCUGCUUUGAUUCCUUUCUUGCCAUGUGGGACAUUUCUGAUAUCAGAGCAGAUGUGUCUGAGCAAGUUCGCAAUGUUGGAAGGACGGUUUUUGGCCAACCAAGGAAAAUGUUUUUUGGUGAAGAUCAUGAACAGAAUGAACAUACCAGUUUACUGUCUUCAUCUACUCAAGACCCAAUUUCUGCUUCCUCUUCCAUACCAUCAUCUCCUGUGGGUCACUAUCAAGGGUUUGGACACACUGUGACUCCAACAAUGCCUAUUGAACCAACAUCAGAUGGCCUCUAUAACUCUAUGGAAGAGAGGGAGAAUUCCCAUGUUCCAACAGAAAAGCUUGUGGAUUAAUGUUCAACCAUUCUUUUCUCAAAUGUAUUACAGGAAUGGAUUUGCCUAGACCGCAGACCUCCCCUCUGCCCCAAACAGACGCUCUUUCUAGAAUCGUGUCAAGCUAUGAGAAACAGCACAUAAGAGAAAUUAGCACAGAUGGUUGGAAUUCCAGUUCAGUAAUGAUUCUCUGAAUUACACAUGUGGAAUGGAGCCUCUCACUGUGCUGAGGUGAAAUGUUCAUACCAUAGUUUUCAGACUUCAGCACAAUGAAACAACGUAGUAUUAAAUCAACAUUGAAUUUAACUGGUAAAAUACCUAGAAACGUUGAGCUCAGGUUUGUAAUGUAAUUCAGUAAGGUGAAGAAAAAAUGCAGCUUGAUAUGAAAACUCAGAGGUGAGAUAGAAGGCCUAAGAUUUUCCUGAUUCCUCCUUCAAAUCAGUGAAUCCUUCAGACUUUUACUUGUUGCAUUCCAGAACAUUGUCUUGAAUGUGUCAGAAUUACAGAUCUAUUGAGUUGGUAGUCCUGACCUGCUCUUGUCAUUUUCAGUAACAGCAUGCCUAUUAUACAGUCCAAAUAAGCAGAAGUGUUUGAAUUUAAACUUCAUGUGUUCUAUUGGCUUGCCAGUACAGUAAAGAAACAACUUUCAGCUAUCUAUUUAAUGGAUUCUAGAUUGGAAGUUGCUCCAGAGAGAUUGAAUUAAAAGGCAUCCCGAUUACUGUUACAAAAUAGAAUUAUUUAACUUACCAAGAAAAAAACCUUGCUCAGUCCCUUUUGUUUCUGGUCCAGUUUCUCAAGUCAUGUAGUAUAUUUCCCACUGGUUUAUCAAAUCUGUAUUCUACGAUAUAGAUACCAUUUUAACGCCUCUUAAUCUUGAAUUCUUAGUCAAAAUUGUUGGAAGGCAAAUAUACUAAGUAGAAUCAAGUUAUCUAAAUAACAUUAAAGAUGUUAGAUAAGGAAUGUAAUGAAUUGUUAUUGUUCUAAGGACUUUAUUGCACAUCUGACUAAAUGAAGAGGAUUUUCUGAUCAAUUAUCACAUUUGUACUAGCAUUGCAUGCUUGCUGUCUUACUUUCAUGUAGAAAGCUGCAAGCAAGGUUUGCAUUUUUAAGUGGCAUCUUCAGAGGGAGAAAAUCCCUAUUUUCAGGAUUCAGAUGCCCUUAACAGUCCUUGAGGUAUUUAACUGACUUGUGGCUGUUACAAUGAAAUCUUACAAGUGCUUUUGCGGUACUAGUGUGUCUUGUAAAUACUUGGCCUUAUUCACUAGGCUGCAUAUUUUAUGGCUAAAUUUGGUGCAUCCUUAAAUGAAAUUAGGAAAAGAUGAGACCAUACGUAUUCAUUGCCUUUAUUGUAUAUAAGCAAAUAAAAUUUUAUUUAACUCUU